AUGGCUGAGCUUUCUCAGCGGGUGGAUGAAGUCCUGCAGAAGCAGCACGCGCAGCUCCUGGCCUCCAUGGAGGCUUGGUUGAGCAGGGUGGAGGAGACCCUUGACAAGGGGCGAAUGGGGUUUGUUCCCCUCGCUCUUGGAUUUGGUCCUCCUCAAUUUUCCGAGAUGCUCCAGGUGGAAAACACGACGCAGGAGUCGGGGUCGGUGGAGCUGGCCCUACCGCCUGAGAGGCAGGAAAGCAAGCAAAAGGACACUCCGACGCACUCCGUGUCCACCAAAACUAUGCGAAAGAAUCACGAAUAUGAGAUGGCUCAGGAAGAGGCCACUCGCUUUGAGACUUACAAGCAAUCAGUGACCAAGGAGGUUGCAGUGCCAUCGAGCCCAAGUUGCUGCAGGAAGUGGGCCCAAGCUAUCUCCGGCUCUGCAGCUUUCAAUAUUGUCGUGGCUUUUGUCAUUAUAUCCAACUCAGUCUUCCUGGGAAUGCAGCUGGAGUGGACUGCAAACUCGGGCGACCAUGAUGCUGAUGCAGCUUUUGCUUUCCUUGUUGGCCAUGUUUGCUACGCUGUCAUUUUCACCGUAGAGACGACCAUCCGGUUUGUGGCUUUGGGACCUGAGAAGUUCUUCUGUGGCCCAGACUGUGCAUGGAAUUGGCUGGACAUUUUCAUUGUGGUCCCGGCUUGGGUGGAGCUCGCUGUGGACAUAGGGGGAUCUGCCAGCAACUUCCGGAUCAUACGCGUGUUCCGCGUUACCCGGCUACUGCAGCUCUUCCGGUCCAUACGGCUUAUUCGCUUCAUCAGCGCUUUCCGCGAGCUUGUCUUGUCUGUCAUUGACACCGUUCGCCAGGUAUUCUGGGCCAUGGUUCUCUUGGUCUUAAUGAUAUACAGCUUCGGUAUUUUGUUUACUGACAUGUCUCUCCAGUAUGUGGAAUCGAACCCCGUGGACGAGGAGAUGGAGAAGUACUUUGGGAGUUUGUAUAUCUCCUGCAACACACUUUUCCGGGCCUUGUUGGAAGGAUUUGACUGGGUGGACGCAGCAGAGAGCCUGAAGCCUCUGGGUGCUUUCUGGAUCCAGCUCUUUCAUGUGUACGUCGCUGUGGGUGGCCUAGCGAUCCUAAAUGUAAUCACAGGUGUUUUCGUGAACAGUGCCAUAAAGACGCGCGAGAAGGACCAGGAGACCUUGCUGCGCCACGUGCAAACGUUCAAACAGCUUGUUGGAAACCUAUGGUCGAAGAUUGAUGUCAAUGGUCUGGGGCAAAUUUCAAUCUCAGACUUCGAGGAAUUGUUCCAGAAAGAAGAGAUGAAGGCUUUCUUUGACAAAAUCGAAGUAAGUGCCGUCGAUGCAUGGACGCUUUUCGACAGUUUAGACGCAGAUGGAGACCACCUCGUGAGCUAUGAGGAUUUCACCGAGAGAUGCUUGCAGCUUCAUGGCGCCGCCAGGUCGGUGGAUCUUUUCGCUCUCAAGCAACAAACCGGAAAGCUUUGGGAUCAGCUUCAGGUAGUUGAGGAAUCUCAGCGGGAGGCCGUGAAGCAUUUAGCUUGGCUGAUGCGAGCUGUUGCGUCGCUGCUACCUGAGCAUUGUGAUACAUCAUCUCGAUCCAACGAUGAAGUCAUUACCUGCGAAUUGCGUUGGGCUGAAGCGGACGAAGCGCAGCAUUAA
Messenger RNA from Symbiodinium sp. CCMP2456, 1656 nucleotides. The record is from the annotation of a GenBank genome assembly. Lineage: Eukaryota; Dinophyceae; Suessiales; Symbiodiniaceae.